UUGGCUCAGUUGCUCCCAAGGAGACCUCGGUUCAUGUCGAUCGACUUGAGGAACAAGAGCCCCUUGACACCUCUUUUCUCGCCUCAGGGCCUUUCAAUCCACCCUGUUAUGGAACUCUGUUUUCCAAGUGCUUCAGCCCUCAAAACCUGACCUAGGAGUGGUGGAAAAUUGUGAGCCUCCAUUUUAUUACCGGUGUGAUUUCCUAGCCUGAAAUGAACCAUUAAUCAACCUCCAGGAACGUGGGAUCCAAUCGAGUCAUGGCCAAUUCAAAGUCCAAUAGUCGCACGGGCAGUCUCAAGAGCUUCAGCGAAGCUGCUGGAGCCACCAAGGGUCUUCGAAGAUUUGGACAAAGCAUCAAAAGAGUCGUCAGAGAGGUCAAAGAAGAGAGUAAUGUUUCAGAGUCACGCGAUACCUUAGUUGACCGUUACAACCGCGCCACGUACGCCACGAGGCUCUUGGAAGAGACCUACCAGAUCUCCAUCUCCAAUUUGGUGACUCUCCACAACAACUACAUGCGCUCAAAGGAAGUCAAGAAUCUGUUCAACCGUUACACGCUUCUCAGAGACAUGAUCAAGGAUGCGGUCAAAUUGGAAUCGUCUUGGUGGGCGGUGGCAGAGCUGCCCAAACAGAAUCGGGCUGAAUCCAUCCAGGAUUACGUGCUUCGGGUGUGCUCAGUCUUGGAAACACUCAGGAUGCCCUUCGAUGCCAGUGGAGGAUUCCAGGAAUCCGAGAAAGAAAAAGAGGCCAGGUUGGAGAAGGUCAAUGAAAUGACAUCCAUGCAGCUGCAAGAGGAAAACGUGGUGCUAUUUAACAACCUCUAUCGCCUCCUCAAGAAAUACGUCGCCAUUCGUCAAAUCAUCAAAACACUUAGUAAUGAGUAUGCCGACAGCAAAUUGUAUCCAAUGUUCCCCCGUUAUAACCUCCUAAAGGAUAUGAUCAAAGAGGUUACCCAUCAUCCGGAUUACAUGGAACAUCGCCACGAAUCUAGAGUUCAACCAGACUAACUUUCGUUGGCUUCGAAAUAUUGCAAUUGGUGGAUCGAAUUUAUCUGAACCCAAUUUUCUUGUGACUUCAGAUGUGGUAGUCAUUGACAAGCCUCUUUUAACCUAGAGAACGAUGUGAUUAAGUUAGACACGGUUGCUUCAACGAACUUGAUGAGGUUUUAUUUUUCAAAUAAUUUCUUUGUUUUCUCCAACUCAUUUUUUUGAGAUCUCUAAUAUUUGAGUCUCAACAAAAUGGUUUAAACACAAUUUGAAUUAGUAUCAUUAUGCUUCGAUAUGUUUGGUGUAAAGACUGUAGUUCACAAUUUGGCCUAACACGUAACGUGAAAUCUUGGAUUUUUCUCAACAUUUAAGAACCCUCUCCGCUUUAAAUCAUUUCCGAAUAUACUAAAAAGUACAUUUAUUUAACACCUCACCCCCGCCCUCAGGUAAUUGAAGAAAUUUCAAUAUUUUUCAUAUUUUCCUAAAAAUGUCCUAUCAAGCAAAAGGGACUUGAAGCAACUGUGCAUGAAAGAAAAGAACAUUUCUGCUCAAAUGGCGUUUGAAAGAUUUUUUGUCAAACAUUGUAGCGUACACAUGGUUGUGGUCAGUUUGAAUUCCGUGUUUCUUUAAAUCCUUAUAUCGUUGUUGAAUACUGAGAUCUGUAGUCGUUGGAUUGAAAGAAAAAUUAUCAUUCAAACGUUUCCGUAUGUCCUUCGGCGAUAAAUGAUAACAUUCAAGUUUGUUAGAUUGAAUCAUGUUUGAAGGUAAAUAAGGUCAUUUAGAAGCUUACCUUUGGAACUGGAACGUUUGAUUGGACUUUUAAAACGUGCUUGACAAACUCAUAAGAGCCGUGCAAAGAAAAUCAUAAAAUUUCAGAUUGAUGGCAGGAAUUGGCUUUUGUUUAUUGCAUCGGAAACCAUUGAUAAAUAUUGCCAUUAUUUUCAUUUUAUUAUAGCCGCAACUAAAUUUCUGCCUUCCAUUUCUUUUUUUCAUUCAAACUUCACUGCCAACGGUACUUUCAAAUUGAAUUCAACCUUGUUCAACCUUGUGUGCUGUCAUUUCGCUAUCAUUAAAACACUAUUUCACCCCUUGUACCCUUUGGUAGAAAUGUAGAUUACCCAAUGAUAACCCAUAUAAAUGGAUGGCCUCGAGAUAGAAUUGCUGUCGUACGUUGAAUGUUGUUUUUGCCAAGAACCAUCUGUGAACUAAAAUAUGCCGAAAUAUACUCCAUAUGUGUCACAAUA
Molecule: messenger RNA, 2227 nt
Organism: Tigriopus californicus
Lineage: Eukaryota; Metazoa; Arthropoda; Copepoda; Harpacticoida; Harpacticidae
Exons: 7
Coding region: 258-1004 (248 amino acids)
Source: RefSeq, a predicted model, not a curated record